This is a messenger RNA of Aspergillus aculeatus ATCC 16872, 1208 nucleotides long. Its product is annotated as glycoside hydrolase family protein. Gene Ontology annotation, biological process: fungal-type cell wall polysaccharide metabolic process. NCBI's taxonomy places the organism in Eukaryota, Fungi, Ascomycota, Eurotiomycetes, Eurotiales, Aspergillaceae. The record is from RefSeq and is a predicted model, not a curated record. Gene Ontology annotation, cellular component: fungal-type cell wall. The transcript has a single exon. Bases 60 to 1121 code for a protein of 353 amino acids.
CUCUCAUUCGAGAACCCAUUCAUUCAAUCCUUUGACCCUGUCCAAUUAUUGUCCGCAAGAUGCCCUCUUUCGCCCAUCUUCUGACCGCUGGUCUGCUUGCUGCUUCGGCUGUUGCCUUCCCGGUUCAAACUCGGAGAACCAGCCUGCAGAAGCGCUCUACGAGCAAGCGCGGUGCUGCGUACAAUGAUGCUACCCUGGUGAGCACCCUGACCAACGACGAGGCUGGUACCGUGUCGUGGUCGUACAACUGGGGCAGCUCUAUGGGAGGCGACAUGCCCUCGGGCGUGGAUUACGUCCCUAUGCUCUGGGGCUCUGGCUCCGACUAUGUCGAUGGCUGGACCGACGCGGUGGAGACCGCACUCUCGUCGGGCAGUUCGUACAUCCUGGGCUUCAACGAGCCCGACAUGUCGUCGCAGGCUGACAUGACCGCUGCCACCGCGGCGGAACUCUACGCGGAGUACAUCACCCCCUACGCCAACAGCGCCAAGCUAGUCAGUCCCGCCGUGACCUCUUCCACUAGCAGCGGCGAGGGACUGGACUGGUUCAAGAGCUUCAUGAGCGACUGCUCCAGCUGCAACAUCUCCGCCCUCGCUGUGCACUGGUACGGUGAUUCGGUCGACGAACUCAAGACCUUUGUCAACGAAGCCAUCGAGGCCGCCGCCGAUUACGACAUCUCCGAGGUCUGGCUUACCGAAUUCGGCCUGAGCGCCGACACCAGCGGUGUCUCCGACGCCGACACCACCGUGAGCUUCCUCGAUGAGGCGGUCUCCUGGCUCGAUUCCCAGUCCUCUGUGACACGCUACGCCUUCUUCUACUGCGCCAAUAACUACAUGUUCACCGAUGAUGCCGUCAACUCCGUGGGCGAUGUCUAUGUGUCGAGCUCGUCGUCCUCCACUUCCACCUCUACCUCUUCCUCUUCUGCCUCGUCUACGUCGUCAUCAGCGUCGUCAGCCUCCUCUUCGGCCACUUCUUCGUCGUCCUCUUACGAGUCUUCCUCUUCGUCGGAGUCCUCCUUCUCGGCAACCAGCUCCUCCUCGUCGGAGUCCUCUUCCUCCGACUCCUUCACAUUCAGCUUGGACUCUAAGAUCGCGCUGUUGCCCCCCGUGCAGCACUCCAACUAGGCUACAUCCGCGUCGCACCGGUAGAUGCGAUACCCAUACCAUAGAUCUCAUAGUUGGAAUACAUACUUUUCAAUUGACUCAUUCGUC